This is a messenger RNA of Drosophila obscura, 1249 nucleotides long. RefSeq names its product glycerol-3-phosphate phosphatase. Lineage: Eukaryota; Metazoa; Arthropoda; Insecta; Diptera; Drosophilidae. Gene Ontology annotation, cellular component: cytoplasm. The coding region runs from base 65 to 1030 and encodes 321 amino acids. The transcript is spliced from 2 exons. The record is from RefSeq and is a predicted model, not a curated record. Gene Ontology annotation, molecular function: phosphatase activity.
GCUACAAAAGAUUGAGCUCACAUCGAUUAGGAUUCGUUUAUGCCAGCACACAUAAGGAUCGACAAUGAACUUUGCACUAACACGCAGAGUACUGCGGAUGGGCGGCGGUGAGGUGCUGACGCCCAACAAAUUCAAUGUCCGCCAAUUGCUAAACACCUUCGACACGAUCGUCUACGCAGCGGACGGAGUGCUGUGGCGCCACGAGCAAGCACUCAAGGGAGCUGCCGAUACGUUCAACGCGCUAAGGGGCAUGGGCAAGAACGCCUUCAUCUGCACAAAUAACUCGGCGGCCUCGUGUCUGGCCCUGAGCAGGAAGGCCAAUCAGCUGGGCUUCAUGGUGGCCGAGAACGAGAUCCUCUCGUCCGCACAGGCACUCGCACGCUUCAUGAGGGAGCGCAAAUUCCAGCGUAAAGUCUACAUUGUGGGUGGGCAGGGCAUCAAGGAUGAGCUGAGGCUGGUGGGCAUCGAGAGUCUGCCGCUGGACCUGGCCUCCAUGCAGGAGAACUCGAUGGUGGAGCAGGUACAGAAAAUGUAUUUCGAUGCGAAUGUGGGCGCUGUCGCCGUUGGCAUGGACAAGGAUCUGAAUGUGGUGAAGCUGACCAAGGCCAGCAUUUAUCUUAGGGAUAGCAAGACCCUCUUUGUGGCCACCAAUCGUGAUCGUGCCUUUCCCGUGGCUGCCGAUCGACAUGUGCCCGGUGCGGGCGUCAUGGUGGCUGCCAUUCAGGCGGUGGCCAAACGUUCGCCCUUCACCUGCGGCAAGCCCAGUCCCUAUGUCUGCUCCCAUCUGAUGCGUCAGGGUGUCAUACAGCCAGAACGCACUCUAAUGGUGGGCGAUACCAUGUACACGGAUAUGCAGUUUGGCUAUAACUGCGGCUUUCGCACUCUACUGGUGGGCACUGGCGUCAGCAGUCUGAAGGAUGUGCGCAAUGCCCAGGCCUCCAAGCAGGCAAUGGCCUACCAGCAGAUACCAGAUUUGUAUCUGCCAAGGCUGUCCGACUUGUUGCCCUACCUACCCUCUCGCAAUCGAUAGGGCCCACAGUGCGGACACUGCAUAGAGCGAUAGAUUCAUGUUUUCUUUAUUACAUUUUCCCCCUACACUACAUUUCAGUACUUCAUUUACUUCAUACUCUUUAAUGAAAGCGAAUCACUAAACACACAAAGGGAGCGACUGUCUGGAUGCUCUGGCUGUAGUACUUUUGGUUCCCCUACAUUAAUUUAUGUACCUAUCAUUGUUUAAUAAUUAAAUUUA